Messenger RNA from Caenorhabditis bovis, 846 nucleotides. NCBI's taxonomy places the organism in Eukaryota, Metazoa, Nematoda, Chromadorea, Rhabditida, Rhabditidae. The record is from the annotation of a GenBank genome assembly.
AUGAAACACGAGUUGCUCAUUUGUCGAACGUAUCGAAUGUUUGAAUCGUACGAAACCAUGUGCUGCUGCGAAUUUCCGCAUUGCAACAAAUAUAUAAUUGAAGCUGCUAACAACGAGCUAAGGGACGCUCAUCUUUCGGCCAACAUGGCCACAUCGUGCGUUGUUGGUCAUUAUUCAAGUGAUGACAAUUGGAAGUUUGUACAAUCAACCGAAUUGUUUCCGGUUUGUAGUUUGCGUUUUAUCGUUAUUCCGCUUCUCGAUUCGCGUAGCGGCAGAAUUCACAACCAAGUCAACGUCAGUUUCGAAGUUGGCUGCGGGUUUGAUAUGACUGACGAACCAUUGGUGAUUCAUACGACGAACACGAGUGUCGAAUAUUGUUGCCGCGGUGUGCGUUGCAAUCGCGACAUUUUCAUGGUUUUCGGUGUUGAGUUCAUCAUCAAUACCGUGUUUGCCGAGCAUGAGCGUGACUAUCGCACGCGAUAUAAUUACGAGUUUCGGAAACAUGCGAAAUUGUGGUCGGAAGAAAAAGAUUAUUAUCUGAAUUUUCCGAAGACUGCGAUUUUCAACUAUAUUGUCGUGUUCACUGUAACGAGUCUUGUAUUUUUGGCGCUCGCAUUUCGUUUCAUGGAGCCGAAAGAGAUGGAGUUGCGAAAAUCGCCGAAUUUCAAUUUUGAGAAUCAAGCGCCGGCCGCCGCUGAGCUAAUCGAAGCAGACGAAGAUAAUAUUGGAUUGAAGUUGCCGCUUUCAAUCCGCGUCCUGAUCAUGUCGGAAUCGGCAAUUCGCGAGAAACCACGUCCCGCAAAUGUUAAAUGUGGUCUCGAAUGGAUUCUAGGCUUCACCCUUUGA